AUCAAGCCAAGAGAAGUAGGCUUUGUGGGCUUGUUAAUCAGCAUGGCCCAAACACUUGGAACGAGCCAAGACCCAAUCCCAUUAUUGCACCACACCUCUCUCAAGCUUCUGCUUUCCCAUUUCAUCUCCGCGCAUUCAAGAAUUUCAGAGGGUUUUACGCUUUCAGCUUCGCCACACACGCACAGGCAAAGAGCAUGACGAAAUUCAGGAAGCUUAAUCGGCCGACGGGCCACCGAAUGUCUAUGCUCAGGACGAUGGUGUCGCAGUUAGUGAAGCACGAACGGAUCGAAACCACUGUGGCGAAGGCUAAGGAAGUCCGUAGGCUUGCUGAUAAUAUGGUGCAGCUUGGAAAAGAGGGUACCCUUUGUGCUGCCAGACAAGCUGCUGCCUUUGUCCGUGGGGAUGAUGUACUUCACAAGCUAUUUACAGAAUUGGCCUAUAGAUACAAAGAUAGGGCCGGUGGAUACACGAGGUUGCUUCGAACACGUAUUCGAGUUGGUGAUGCUGCACCAAUGGCUUAUAUUGAGUUUAUAGAUAGAGAAAAUGAACUUAGGCAGUCCAAGCCACCAGUCCCCCAGCCACCACAGAGGGCACCCUUGGAUCCCUGGACAAGAUCUCGACUCACCAGACAAUUCGCACCACCUAAAGAAGAGAAGGAAUCUGAAUCUGACAAUUGAAUUAUCUUCUCAAACAAUGUAGUUUGAGUUGCAUUUGAGGGUUCUCUUCUCAUCUUCGUAUUGGUAUGUAAAAUUUCUGAGUUAAUAAAUGAAAAAUGGUUUUCUCUCAUCAUCUCAGCGCUAAUGAAUACAAGCUCCCGUUCCAUUGAGGAAUGAAGUCCUCAAUGGAAGAAACUGUUGAGUUGAAAUAUACAUUGUGCCUUAGGUGUGACUUUGAUUUUUUGGUAGCUUCUUCUGUAGGCUCAGAAACGGAGCCACCUCCGUCCGGACAACAGUGAAUGAGGGACUCUGUUAAAGAAAAGGAAGAAAACAUUGUUGAGUUUUGAUGUCUUUAGAUUUGUCGUGUCUUUUGGUUGUCACUUGCAAUGUUCUAUUCGGAGUGGACAUAUGCAUCAAUUAGUUUUGCCUGGUAGAGUGCUACUACGAAACACUUGUAUUUGUUUCUUGGCAUAUGAAUGGGUAUUCACCUUUAA
Molecule: messenger RNA, 1150 nt
Organism: Sesamum indicum (sesame)
Lineage: Eukaryota; Viridiplantae; Streptophyta; Magnoliopsida; Lamiales; Pedaliaceae
Biological process (GO): translation
Cellular component (GO): cytosolic large ribosomal subunit; ribosome
Molecular function (GO): structural constituent of ribosome
Source: RefSeq, a predicted model, not a curated record